Eutrema salsugineum is the source of this 2024-nucleotide messenger RNA. RefSeq names its product ACT domain-containing protein ACR7. The record is from RefSeq and is a predicted model, not a curated record. Lineage: Eukaryota; Viridiplantae; Streptophyta; Magnoliopsida; Brassicales; Brassicaceae. The transcript has 6 exons. Bases 242 to 1582 code for a protein of 446 amino acids.
CUAAAGACAGACUUGGAAGUAACUCUGCCCCAGAAGAAAUAUAGAGAGAGAGAAAGAGAGAGACAGAGCGGUUUCAGACAGAGAGACUCUGUAGAAACACAUGAAUUGUUUUGGUUUCGUUUUUGUAUGAUAGCUUUCUCUUAACAUCUGAAGAAGAAGAAGAAGAAAGAUAAAAAUAGGUGUUUCGUGAAAAAAAUAGUUUUGAAGGAUCUAUUCUCUGAAACAAGGAGCAGAACAAAGGAUGGAGUUAUCUGAUUGCUCUAACGAAUAUGAGAAGCUUGUUGUACGGAUGAACAUGCCCAGGGUCGUGAUUGACAAUGGAGUUUGCCCUAAUUCAACUGUCGUCAAGAUCGAUAGCGCAAGAAGUCCAGGGAUAUUGCUCGAAUCUGUACAGCUUCUGACCGAUAUGAAUCUCUGGAUUAGGAAAGCUUAUAUUUCCUCUGACGGAAAAUGGAAUAUGGAUGUUUUCCAUGUAAGCGAUCUUAACGGAAACAAAUUAACCGACGAGAACCUAAUCCGUUACAUUGAAAAGUCGAUUGAGACGUCUCAUUACAGUAAAACCGAAGGGUACACCGGUUUAACCGCUCUGGAGUUAACCGGAACAGACAGAGUCGGUUUACUCUCAGAGGUUUUCGCGGUUCUAGCUGAUCUUCACUGUGAUGUUGUCGAAGCUAAAGCAUGGACGCAUAACGGAAGGAUUGCUUCGAUGAUUUAUGUCAAAGACGGUAACUCCGGGACUCCGAUCGACGGAGAUUCUGGCAGGGUCCAACGGAUAGAAGGGCAGUUACGUAAUUUACUAAAAGCAGACGAUGGUUAUCAAAACGACACGAGGACAUGCGUUUCGUAUGGUGGAAACACUCACAUGGAGAGAAGGUUGCAUCAGAGAAUGUUCAUGGACCGUGACUACGAGAAGAAGUUUGAUUUAGAGAAAUCUCCGAUCGUUUCGGUUCAAAAUCUUCCGAAACGUGGUUACUCUGUUGUGAAUUUGCAGUGUAAAGAUCGUUUGAAGCUUUUGUUCGAUGUGGUUUGCACGUUGACUGAUAUGGCUUACAUUGUGUUCCACGCCGCGAUUCGAACGGUUGGAGAAACGGCGUUUUUGGAAUUCUAUGUAAGACAUAGUGAUGGAAACCCGGUUAGUUCAGAACCGGAGAGACAACGUUUGAUCCAAUGUUUACAAGCUGCAAUUGAAAGGAGGACGAUUAAGGGUGUGAAAUUGGAGCUAUGUACUGCGGAUAGACCGGGAUUGUUAGCCGAAGUAACCCGGGUAUUGAGGGAGAACGGUUUAAACAUUGCUAGAGCCGAGAUAUCGACUAAAGACAGUAUAGCGAGGAAUGUGUUCUAUGUGACAGAUGCAAAUGGUAACCUAAUAGAUCCUGAGAUUAUCAAAUCGGUAAGAGAGAAGAUUGGAAUCGAUGAUCUAAGUGUUAAAGAACCGUUUCCGAUUAGUUGCCGAGAAGCAGCUGAGAAAGAACAACAACAAGAUCACCAAGGACGCAAUGGAGGUGGGACAGUGUUGGUGUCACUUGGGAGUCUAGUGAUGAGAAAUCUAUACCAGUUGGGUUUGAUCAAAACACAUUACUAGGAAAUUAAACCGGGUACUAACCGAUCCAUAUAUACCAAUUCAAUCGUGUUUGUUAAUAAACUCACGCGUUUGAAUUGGUGUAUGUGGAGCAGGUAGUGAACCAGUAAAUUCAUUUGGUUUGGGGUGUGGGACAAAUUGGGUAUUAUUAUUUGUACAUAAAGAAGGUGGAAAGUUUGUUAAGAAAUUGGUGGUCGGUCUUCUUCUUGGACCAAUAGCUAGUAGAAGGAUGUUAGGUAGAUCUUGGUAUGUUAGAUUUUUUUCUUUUAUCUGUAUAUAUUUUAUUAUAUAACCUAUGGUUGUUAGAACAUUAGCUUGACAAUAGUAAAGUCAGUGUGUUAUGUAAAUAAUUAUUUAGUUAUGGACUUAUGGGUUAGGGGUUUUACGCAAGUAGACAAGCAGGUCCUACAUGUGUGAAUCUUAUUAAUAUUUUGUUUUGUUUUAU